AUGACCGACAGCAGCACAGUCCACAGCAGCAGCAAAUUAAGCAUUUCCAGUAUGCAGCAAAAACUUCAAGUUGUGGAACAAUAUCCACGAGGGUUGGAAAAUGUUGGGAAUACCUGUUACGCCAAUGCUGCCUUGCAAUGUUUGUUGAGUACCGCCUUGACGAAUGCCUUGUUGGAUCCAAAGGUCGUACGGAUAUUCCGUCGCUAUAGCUCCAAUCCAAAUCUGCUGGCCAAGGGAAGUGGGAGUGUGGACUCGAAGGAACAAGAGAUUGAUGAAGAAGAAGAUGAAAUUACAACGGUCGAUCAAGAGAAACUCGAUGAUUUUUUUCUGGACGAAAUUGUAAAGAGCAUACAAAAAGAAGAGAUCAAACCGGUAUCCGAAAAGGAUAUACAAGCGGAAAAGGAACGAGAGAAGAAACAAAUGCAAGAGAACUGCGAUUGGUUAACCAGUGAAUUGACACAUCUUGCACAAGAAUACACGAUACCAGAUGAUUCGGAAAUGAGUGUUAGUACGAAACAUUCAUCCAUGUUCUCUUCUUGGUUUGGACCAGCAGAAUCCAUCCAUGGUACCAUUAACCCUGGAAGGAUCACGAGGUAUCCAAACCGAUUAUCCAAAUGUCUCUUGCCCUAUCAGCAAGAAGAUGCACAUGAAUUCUUGCGAUCGCUAUUGAGUACCUUGGCGAUGAAUGGACAAAACAGACAGCUAUCUAGUCUCUUUGAUGGAUUGUUGGAAAGUGCAGUCAUUUGUCAAAGGUGCGGCAAUCAGAGUCUAACGAGAGAUAGGUAUAUGGAUCUCAGUCUAGACAUUAAUGAUCCAGAUACUUCCACGCUGGAAGACGCUCUCUAUCAGUUUACCAAAGCGGAAUCGCUCGAACAUGACAAUGCCGUCUUUUGUAUGAAAUGUAACGUCAAACGACCAGUUACCAAAUGUCUACGACUGGCAACGGCACCUUCCAUAUUGGUCUGCCAUCUCAAGCGGUUUGCCAUUAACCGCUUUGGUCAACCAUUGCGUCUCAACAAACGCAUAACCUUUCCCAAACGGCUGGAAAUCAGCGAUUACAUGUCCCAACUCAAUAAGGCAACCCCACCACCCUAUGAUUUAGUGGGAAUCUUGGUGCAUCAAGGGCAAACUUGCGAUUCCGGACACUACUUGUCCUAUGUCAAGAGGUUGGGACAAUGGUACAGGUGCAAUGAUAAUGUUGUCACACAAGUCGAUGAAGAAACUGCGCUGGAUCAACAAGCUUACAUUCUGGUCUAUGAAGUGGCGGAAAUGAAAGCUAAGGUGUGUGGUACACCCACUGUGAAAAAGAAGAAACGAAAGUCCAAGAGCCGACGUGACAGAAAUUCUUCAAGCAUGGGCAACAGCCAAGAUGGAGUGUGGAGUCUACUCUUUUCCAGUGACAAGCACUGGGAAGUAUUGACCGAAUUCUGUUGUGCCGCAGAAAGUGGAUUCAGCGAACCCAAGACGACUUAUGUUCGUCACCGAACCAAGCGACGGAACUCGGCUUCUUCGGCAGAUUCCACAAUUCUUCAAAAUGAUUUGCAAGUGAUUGAGAUUGAUCGUAAAAAAGGAGGACGGUCGUCCACAGCGCCAAGACAAAGGGAUGCCUUUGGUGGCCAAUCCUCAUCCUCCAGAAGCAAUGCCGUGUCACCGACCCGUUCCGAUACCUACACGCCUAGCAGCCGUGGGAGCAGCCGAAGCAAGAAAAAGAGCAGUCGACAACAACAGAGUAACUUGGUCGUCUCCAAAGAACUUCCACCAUUACCAAAUCGCGGAAGACGGAGACGGGCCAAGUCGAAUGGUGCCAUUCGGUUCAAGGGAGGUUAUAAUGUAUAA
Molecule: messenger RNA, 1836 nt
Organism: Cylindrotheca closterium
Lineage: Eukaryota; Bacillariophyta; Bacillariophyceae; Bacillariales; Bacillariaceae
Source: the annotation of a GenBank genome assembly